AUGAUGAUUGACUAUGAAAUUUAUGUGCUCCUAAAUAACAAUGGAAGUAGAGGCUUAGUCAAGAAUCAUACCACACACAAAGAAACCCACAAACGGCACAAAGACAGCAUCAAGAAACCUGGGUUCCAUCGGUGCUGAUCUCUUAAAGGAAGUGAUACGUAA
This is a messenger RNA of Nipponia nippon (crested ibis), 162 nucleotides long. The record is from RefSeq and is a predicted model, not a curated record. Lineage: Eukaryota; Metazoa; Chordata; Aves; Pelecaniformes; Threskiornithidae.